Molecule: messenger RNA, 1602 nt
Organism: Dimorphilus gyrociliatus
Lineage: Eukaryota; Metazoa; Annelida; Polychaeta; Dinophilidae
Source: the annotation of a GenBank genome assembly
GUCAUUUCCGGAAGUUUGUCUACUUCCUAUUUAAAAUUUUGCUUCUGGUGAAUAUCUGGAAUUAUUUACGAAUAAUAAGUUAAUUGUCUUUGGUUGCGUUACGUCAAGCAAAAAUAAUAAAAUAGUUAACUGUCUAUUGGAAGUGAGCUUUGAUUUAGCAAGUAUUUACUAUAUAAAUUCUAUCCGAUGUUUAUAAUUUCGUGUAGUUCUUUAUAUUCGCGUUUCCCCUCAGACAACUUGAAAGUAAUGGAGCCUAUGCAGGUAGACGUGAUCCCUGAAGAGAACGAUAAUGCAAACGCUUUAAAUCAUCUAGUUGAAAAUGUAAAUGUUGACCUAGAAUCUUUAACAUCAAAUUUCUCAGGUCUGGCUAAAAUUUACCGGCUGCAGUAUAUAGCUCAACACUGUCCUUCUAUAAGACUUGAAGCUUUGAAACUGGCUCUAAAUACAUGUAUGCAAACUUUCAAUGUUCAAUUAUUCGAGCAAAUUGUUCAGCAAUUGGAGGUAUCGUGCCCGAACAUGGUUUCCGUUGAUUACAAUUGGCUUGAAAUAACAACUAAAAAAUCUGCUCUAAAAUUGGAAAAACUAGAUACUGAUUUAAAAAAUUAUAAGUCAAAUUCAAUAAAAGAAAGUAUUAGAAGAGGACUUGACGAUUUGGGUGAUCAUUAUUUGGAUUGUGGAGAUUUAAAUAAUGCUUUAAAAUGCUAUUCAAGAGCGAGAGAUUUCUGUACGGCACCUUUACAUAUAAUUUAUAUGUGCUUAAAUGUUAUUAAAGUUAGCGUAUAUCUUCAAAACUGGUCGCACGUAUUAAGUUACGUAAAUAAGGCUCAAACUUCUUUAAACGUUGAAUUAGAGGAUAGUCAUCCGAAUAUUGUUACUCGUCUAAAAUGUGCAUCUGGUCUAGCUGAGCUCUCUCUUGGUAAAUAUAAAUCAGCGGCUAAGGCUUUCCUUCAAGCGCAAUUCGAAUAUUCUGACAUUCCUGAUAUGACUAGCGCUAAUAAUAUAGCUGUAUUGGGAGUAUUAACUUCAUUAGCAACUUUUGAUCGGCAGGAAUUACAAAGAAUGGUAUUAAGUUCAGUUUCAUUUAAACUGUUUCUCGAACUUGAACCUCAAUUACGCGAAGUUUUAUACGAUUUCUAUAAUUCUAAAUAUGCCCAAUGCCUGAAAACUCUGGAUAAAAUAAAAGAUGCUUUACUACUCGAUAUCUACUUAGCUCCACAUAUUGAAAUUCUCUACAACGAAAUAAGGAAGAGAGCUCUAAAACAAUAUUUUAGACCAUAUACAAGUGCAAAUAUGCAUAAAAUGGCGGAGGCUUUCAAUACAACAGUUUCGAAUUUGGAAGAUGAGCUAAUGAAAUUAAUUCUUGAUGGGCAAAUUAAUGCAAGAAUCGAUAGUAAAUUGAAGAUACUUUAUGCAAAAAGAGUUGAUGAAAAGAAGACAACUUUUGAAAAAGCUAUUCAAGUUGGUAAAGAUUACGAAUGGAGAAUGAAAUCAAUGUUAUUUCGCAGUGCAGUUCUAAAAGCAGGUCUACAAGUUAAAAGCACAAAUCAAGUAACGAGAGAAUGUCCAAUGAGAAAUGAAGUUAAUGCUACUGCGCGACAUUAA